AUGACGGAGGAGUCGAUCCUGAAUGACUCGCUGCGCGAGAUCGUUGUGGGCUCCGUUUCGGGUGCCAUCGGAAAGCUGAUAGAGUUUCCGUUCGACACAGUGAAGGUGAGACUCCAGUACUCCAAAUCUCUCUCCAUUCCUCUCUUCACAUCGACUCUAGACUGCAUCACCAAAACAUACAAGAACGAGGGAAUAUACAAAGGAUUUUGGAAAGGCCUACCGUCGCCGAUGAUUGGAGCGUCGCUGGAGGCGAGCUCACUUUUUUUCAGCUACAAAAUAGCCCAGGAUUUGGUCAAUCUAUCGCAAGGCAACCGGAUCAACACAGAACUGCCCCUUGGACAACGUCUUCUGUGUGGCUGUUUUAGUGGUAUCACCACAAGUUUUAUAUUGACCCCUGUGGAGCUCGUGAAGUGCCAGUUGCAGGUCGACAAUCUCAAAGUGGGCCAGGCUAACUACACCUCUCUUGGUCACGUGAUCAAGACCGUUUUGCGGCAGGAAGGUGUACGCGGACUCUGGAAGGGACAGACUACAACGACGGUGCGUGAAGCUGGAGGGACUGCAGCGUGGUUUGGAUGUUAUGAAUAUACUUUAGAUUGCUUCAAGGGCGACCGCGGCCCAGACUACGAAUAUAAGGCCCAUGAGCUACUCAUUGCUGGAGCCAUGGCUGGGAUUGGAUACAAUGCCUCAUUAUUUCCUGCAGACACGCGCGGCGAUGUUUUACUCCUAUGA
Ogataea angusta is the source of this 729-nucleotide messenger RNA. RefSeq lists its product as uncharacterized. The record is from RefSeq and is a predicted model, not a curated record. Lineage: Eukaryota; Fungi; Ascomycota; Pichiomycetes; Pichiales; Pichiaceae. Gene Ontology annotation, molecular function: L-ornithine transmembrane transporter activity. Gene Ontology annotation, biological process: mitochondrial L-ornithine transmembrane transport. The coding region runs from base 1 to 729 and encodes 242 amino acids. The transcript has 2 exons.